AGGGUGGAAUCUUGCGGCGCCCAAUCAGGAGGGGCCGACCCCUGACAUCAUCGUCCAGGCCAAAGGAGCUGUUCCCCCAACAACAACAACAGCUGCCGCGAUGUCGCAGGACGAGAACCUGCAGGGAUCCUGGGUGGAACUGCACUUCAGCAGCAAUGGCAAUGGCAAUGGCAAUGGUAACACUAUCCAACCAACCACUCAAGAGCAAAUACCAGCCUCUCUUUCUAUUUACAAUGGUGACAUGGAGAAAAUUCUCCUAGAUGCCCAGCAUGAAUCUGGAAGGAGCAGUUCAAGAGAGAGCUCACGUUGUGACAGCCCUCCUCGGUCCCAGACACCUCAUGACAUUAACAAAGCUUCUGAGAUGGAGAGUCACAGCAGUGGAGAAAAGAGUAGCUCUCAGUCUGAAGAAGAUUUUCUUGAAAGGAGGAGAGAAGUAGAAAGACUCUUGAAGAAAAAUUCAGAUUGGAUAUGGGAUUGGUCCAGCAGGCCUGAGAACAUCCCACCAAAGGAAUUCCUCUUUAAACACCCUCGUCGAACUGCCACUCUCAGCAUGAGAAACACCAGUGUGAUGAAGAAAGGGGGCAUAUUCUCAGCAGAGUUUUUAAAGGUUUUCCUUCCAUCUCUGCUUCUCUCUCACUUGCUUGCUAUAGGCCUAGGGAUUUACAUUGGAAGACGGUUGACAACCACAACUUCAACCAGCACAUUUUAAAAGGAUGGUGAAAUUCGGUCUCAAAGCAGCAGGGAUACCCAUCUAGGAAUACAAAACAGUGAAUCACAGAAACUUCUGAAUUUGUAAAGGUUACAUGACCUGUGUGCAUUUGUUUUGUAAAAUGUUGUGUUCCUAGUUUAGUUGUAGAGUGGGAGAAGAGACACUGAAACCAAGUUGUUAUAAAUAGAUUUUUGGAUCAAUUCAUUAAGCAUGCUUCAGACUGAUUAACAUCUACUGUAAUGUAGAAGGAGGCAUUGUUGAAAAUUGAAGCACUCAGUGUUAAGAACCUUAGCUUUUAUAUAUAGUACUGACUGUGAUGUAGCUAAUCAUCCAUCCAAAGUACUGUUUCUUUAUACUCUGUAAAAAGUAAAUAUUGCCAUUAUUCAAGUAAUCAUGACAAUCAGGGGUUAGUCCAAAAGCUGUGGCAUUACAUACAGUAUUUUGGAGAAUGUUGUUGCUUCAUUUGAGGGGACACAUCAUUUACUUAACAUGUCAUUUGUCUAUUUUACACAAAACAGACACGAAAUGUUAAGAUGCGUUAGACGCUCAGCUUCUGUAAAUUUUUUAAAGUUUAAAUUUUAAAGUAAAUUUUAAAUUGUGAAGUUUACAGUCUGGUCCACAACAAGUCUGAAUUAAAAUUUAGGUCCUCGUGCCUAAUGAAUCAUUUCCUUUUUCAGUUGCUGUUCUUAUUUUCAAAUUAAUUAAAAUUCCUGUUGCUGUGUCUUCUUGCAGAAUACAACUUUUUUUAUUUUCAAUUUGUGAAAAAGAGGGAAAUGAUCUAUUUCCCUUUUCAGCUGGUUUUGUUCCUAUAUGGAUCUAAAGCAGACAGCAUGUUUGUUUCUGUGUUUGUUUGUACUUAUAGAACCUGUUUUAAUUCGGGUGUUUUAUCUUCAUUUAGUGAAAUGGACAAAAACAAUCUUUGCCAUAUUCUUUGGAGGAUUUAUGUAUUUAAAUAAAAUAUUUUCUUGUGGAUUCAGAAUGGGUUCACCAUCUUCUUUUUCCCCAGUGUUGAAAAAUAAUUUCUGAAAGCUGAAUCUUUGAUAGUGUCAAGGUUAUUUUUAUGGUAUGUGCUGUUCUUUUAAAUACUUUGCAGAUAUUUACAUCUAAUUAAUCAGUAUUGAAAGAAAAAAAAAAGUAAAAUUUAUAAUCAUAGAAAGUAAAGGUUGGAAGGGACCUCAGGAGGUCAUCUAGUCCAACCUCCAUAAUGUAGAAUGAACACACGCUGUCUGAACCAGCACAAUACACGUGGCUUUCAUCUGUUUGCAGUAUCAUCAUUUAAAAAUAAAUUUGUUUUUUACUUUGGUUUUAUCAUUUUGGGGGGAAGUCAGGACUUUUUUUGUACUUGGAAUGGAACUGAAAUUAAUAUGGCUUUUUGUAAUGCCUCCAUUCAUGAAUUAACAGUGAGCACCCUAUAAUAUAAUAGUGUUCAUGCUGUACCCUUGAUGGGGUAUCACAUCUAGGGGAAUAGUCUACUGCUGCAAAGGAAAACAGUGAUAUUAAACCCCUGGGACAAAUACUGCAGUUACACACAUGCUUAACCUUCCUUAUGAGUAGUCUGGUUGAGGUCAUUGGAACUCAUCAACUGUAUGAAGUCAAGCACGUGCAGUACUAGGAGAAUGAGGGCCUAAUGUUGUACUGCAUUUCUUUACAUUUUAUUAAUCUUCUCAACAGGAGAUUCAUCAGAUUUCUUUGGCUUCUAAAUAGCCUUUCCCAUCAAAAAGUAAAUUGUUGAAAAUAGAUGCAACUGAGAACCUAAAACCUGACACAAUUUCAUUAAUUAUUAAAACCCCAGUUGAGGUUUUUGAAAGGGAGUGCCAGUACCCCUAAGGUAAUUCCAAAGCCUAAGUUAGGAUAGAAUUAAACCACUUCUUUUUAUUACCCUGACCCUAACUUACUGAGGAUACU
This is a messenger RNA of Gavialis gangeticus (Gharial), 2614 nucleotides long. It is a transcript of the gene BNIP3, whose product is annotated as BCL2 interacting protein 3. Gene Ontology annotation, biological process: positive regulation of apoptotic process; mitochondrial outer membrane permeabilization. The transcript has 6 exons. The record is from RefSeq and is a predicted model, not a curated record. Lineage: Eukaryota; Metazoa; Chordata; Crocodylia; Gavialidae. The coding region runs from base 101 to 709 and encodes 202 amino acids. Gene Ontology annotation, cellular component: mitochondrial envelope; mitochondrial outer membrane; nucleus.